Talaromyces proteolyticus is the source of this 809-nucleotide messenger RNA. RefSeq lists its product as uncharacterized. The coding region runs from base 116 to 718 and encodes 200 amino acids. NCBI's taxonomy places the organism in Eukaryota, Fungi, Ascomycota, Eurotiomycetes, Eurotiales, Trichocomaceae. The transcript has 3 exons. The record is from RefSeq and is a predicted model, not a curated record.
CACGACUCCGUUUUUCUUUGUGUCCUAUGAGAGUAUCACUAAAUUACUGCCAAUCAAUCUAAAGGGUCAUACUGUACUUGUGCUGUGAUUAUUUUAAUCUUGCCAGCUUUAGAGGAUGAAAUCUAAAGGCCAAAAGAAAAGAAACAAGCCGAAGAGCGAAUAUUAUGCCAUUUACAAAGGCCGUGUUGAUGAACCAACCAUCUUUUCAUCUUGGGGCGACGCACAUCCACGAGUGAAUGGAUGUGAUGCAGAUCAUCGCGCUUUCCCAACUCUUGAAGAAGCUCGAAACUUCAUGAAUAUACGUGGAGUCAUAGAGCCUAAGGAGAUUUUCAAGGAGGGAGAGGGUGAGACUGCACCACUGCCAGGCAACCAGGCAUUCUAUGCUGUAGCCGAUGGUAAAACUCCUGGUAUUUACGAAUACUACCACGGAGAAUUUGGUGCGGAAGCGAAAGUGAACGAGUUUUCCGGAUCUUGUCAUAAGGCUUUUAGAACGCGAGCCCAGGCGGAAGCUUUCAUUGAGGACUGGAAAGAUACGUAUGCUGAAAUAUGGCGAAGAGAUAUACGCAAGGCACUGGAUCAAGGUCUUAGGCCUGAGAACAUGAAGGUCCAGGUUGAAAAGAUAUUAAGUUCUCAAGAGAGCAGUGAUUUAUCAGAUAAACUCAACGCUUUAAGUGUAAAGGAAGAAUACAGUCGUUUGCAGGUUCAGAGUAACAGCUGAAACUCUCUUCUCAUUUCUCUGAAACCGUGCCAAGAAGAAACCAUUAUAUAGAAUAGUGUGGGAAUAACAUUAUCCGAAAAUAAAACUGCUC